Messenger RNA from Budorcas taxicolor (takin), 300 nucleotides. It is a transcript of the gene KRTDAP, whose product is annotated as keratinocyte differentiation associated protein. Lineage: Eukaryota; Metazoa; Chordata; Mammalia; Artiodactyla; Bovidae. The record is from RefSeq and is a predicted model, not a curated record. The transcript has 6 exons. Gene Ontology annotation, cellular component: extracellular region. Bases 1 to 300 code for a protein of 99 amino acids.
AUGAAGAUCCCCGUUCUUCCCGUGGCCGUUCUUCUCUCUGUCCUGGCACUCCACUCUGCUCAGGGGGCGGCGCUGGCCAGCUCUGAGGAAGAAACCACCGUUGGUAAUUAUGCAGCAGGACCCGAGGCCUUUAAUGCCCAGUUCCUGAACAUUGACAAGUUGCGAUCAGCUUUCAAGAACGAUGAAUUCCUGAACUGGCACGCUCUCUUUGAGUCUAUCAAAAGGAAACUUCCUUUCCUCAACUGGGAUGCCUUUCCUAAGCUGAAAGGACUGAGGAGUGCAACUCCUGAUGCCCAGUGA